GUUCCCCGCACAGCCCAAGCCUCGGUGUUCCCAGUGCGCUGCGCAGGAAGGAUCGAGGCAGGGAAUUUUCUUCAGGGGACCCCGCCGCCUCUUCACUGCGGGGCCAGGGCUCCGCCUGCGCCCGCCGCAGGACUACAGCUCCCAGCGAGCCUUGCGCCGCCUCCAUCUUCCCCCUCAGAAAUACCGCGGGUAGCGCGGUUGAAACACAGCGCCUUGUUGGAACAAAACCUGUCCUUGAACAAAACUUUCUCAGAGUGUGCUUUGAGCCUGCGGGGAGGCGCGCAGCUGAAAUACAUCCUCGAAUUAGCCCUCAUGAUCUCGUUGGGUUCACUUUGGCAAGAGGCCGGAGUAUCCACUCCCGGGUUGCUCUGUCUCCCAGAGGAGCUGUAAAUCUGCUUUUCUUUCCUGGUGGCGAUGUAGUGUCCUGGGAAUGUCCUCAAAAUACGUGGAAGGCUGAAAGAACGACAGAGAGCAAAACAAACCUCGCGGGAGGUUACAAUGUACACAAAGCCAUCUUGGGAAUAGGGGCGGUUCUUCGCUCAGCAGAGAACGCGGGAAAGAGGAUUGUUGAUAUUGUUGUUGGAAAAGAUGAGAAAGGCAGAAAGAUUCCAGAAUAUCUGAUCCAUUUUAACGGUUGGAACAGAAGCUGGGAUAGAUGGGCAGCUGAAGAUCAUGUUCUUCGGGAUACAGACGAAAACCGCAGAUUACAGCGUAAAUUGGCACGGAAGGCUGUGGCUCGCAUGAGAAGAAAGGGAAGAAAGAAGAGACGCUGCAGGUUGCCUGGUGUUGACUCUGUGUUAAAAAGCCUUCCUGCUGAAGAAAAUGAUGAGAGUAGCGAAAACUCUAUAAGUAGUUCUUCUUCUGAUGACAGUGAUGAAGGAACAGAUGAAGAAAUAAAAAGUGAAGAAAGUGACAUAGAUGAGAGGACAGAAAUGAAAGAAGAACAAGAUACUCAUACAAAAAGGGACAUGGAAGAAAGAGCAAUAAGCAUAGAAAUUCCUGAAGUCUUGAAAAAGAAGCUUGAGGAAGACUGCUACUAUAUUAAUAGAAGAAAAAGGCUAGUGAAGCUUCCUUGCCAGACAAAUAUAAUAACCAUCUUGGAGUCAUAUGUAAAACACUUCGCAAUUAAUGCUGCUUUUUCAGCCAAUGAAAGGUCUCGGCACCAUCAGAUGACUCCACAUGCUAAUAUGAAUCUUCAUUAUGUGCCACCAGAGAAGAAUGUCGAGCUAUGUAAAGAGAUGGUGGAUGGGCUGAGAAUAACCUUUGACUUCACACUUCCUUUAAUUUUGCUGUAUCCUUAUGAACAAGCUCAAUUUAAGAAGGUGACUUCAUCAAAAUUCUUUCUUCCUAUCAAAGAAAACUCAACAAAUACUAACAGAAAUCAGGAGGAACUUUCCCCAAGCCCUCCUCUGCUGAAUCCACCCACGCCUCAGUCGACUGACAGCCAGCCCACCACAGGGGAGCCAGCCACGCCGAAGAGGCGAAAAGCCGAACCCGAAAUCCUGCAGUCGCUGAGGCGUUCGACGCGCCACAGCUCCAACUGUGACAGGUUGUCAGAGAGCAGCGCGUCCCCGCAGCCCAAACGGCGGCACCUCGAGACCCCCGCUUCUAUGCCAAAGCUCUUCUUGCACCUGGAAAAAAAAACCCCUGUCCAUAGCGGGUCAUCUUCACCGAUAACUUUGACUCCUAGCAAAGAAGGGAGCACGGUGUUUACUGGCUUUGAAGGAAGAAGAAACAACGAAUUGAAUGAGGUUUUGUCCUGGAAAUUGAUGCCAGAGAAUUAUCCACCAAGUGAUCAACCCCCACCUCCCUCAUAUAUCUAUGGAUCUCAACAUUUGCUGAGGAUGUUUGUAAAACUACCAGAAAUACUGGGGAAGAUGUGCUUUCCUGACAAAAACCUAAAGGCUUUAGUAAAACACUUCGAGAUGUUUCUGAGGUUUUUAGCAGAAUACCAUGAUGAUUUCUUCCCAGAAUCUGCUUAUGUAGCUGCAUGUGAAGCCUACUACAGUACUAAAAAUCCUCGGGCCAUCUACUGAAGCUAUUAAUAAGGAUUAAAUCCUACUAUACAUAGCCCAUGACAAUGCUAUUCUGCUACAUGGCUACAAGAUGAGAAAGAAAAUAAAACAACUUCUGGAGUUGAAGACAUUGGAAAAUAUCUUUAUGAUGGUUGGAUUACUUAGGAAUUGAGAACUGCUUUUCAGAGACGUGUACAGACAGUGGUGUGAGUCACUUAGAGGGCUGGAUAUAAAUCUGACUCCAGAUGAAUGAAGAAGCUUUGUUCUGACUUUACUGCACAGGACUACUUGGAGUAAUAAAAAGCAAAGGAGGCAAAAGCAGAUGCAUUGGCAACAGGACAUUCUCAUGAAGAUAAAUCACCAUGCUGUGUUUCAUUGUAGCUCAGCCUCUCCUGCCUGAGAAAUAAGACUUGACUAAAUAGUUACAUGAAGAGAAUUUGUGACUGGUACCUUAUGGAUUGUUUUCCUCAAAAAUUACAUUUCAUCUGUGGAACUGUCAUGAUAGAAAGGAUUGCUUAAUGUAAAGGUGGCUUUGCUCUUUGGCUAGUGUGACAUCUGCCUCAAAAAUGACUUUGUUGCUUGAAUGAAAGAUGUGUUGCUGACUUUGCAUUUUGCAAAGGUGUAUAUAGACCUUUCGUGGUAAAGCUGACAGGGUUCUGAGCAGACCAUACACAGCCAGGGAUUCGGCAUUUACCUGGCAAUAAAUGAUUUCCAGAGCCGUUAUGAAAGAACUGAUUUUCUACAAGUAAAUGGGAAAGUCAGUGAAGUCAUUGCAGUUUAAUUGGCAAACACUUAUUUUCUUAAUAAAGUUCACAGUGGCUGCUGUGUGGAUGUGU
Pyrgilauda ruficollis (rufous-necked snowfinch) is the source of this 2851-nucleotide messenger RNA. It is a transcript of the gene MSL3, whose product is annotated as MSL complex subunit 3. Gene Ontology annotation, cellular component: NuA4 histone acetyltransferase complex; nucleus; MSL complex. Gene Ontology annotation, biological process: regulation of DNA-templated transcription; chromatin organization. The record is from RefSeq and is a predicted model, not a curated record. The transcript is spliced from 14 exons. Bases 741 to 2036 code for a protein of 431 amino acids. Lineage: Eukaryota; Metazoa; Chordata; Aves; Passeriformes; Passeridae.